GGUAUAAAUAAAUAAAAAGGGAAUUGUCGUAAGGAUCAAAGGUUUGCAGAUUUUCCAAUCGGAGACGAAGACCCAACCCCCUAUAUCCCGGGAAACACCCACCUCCCUUUCUCUUCUUAGAUCUUUCUUCCCUUCACCAAACCAAUUCACGGGUCUCCCUCAAGUCUCCCUCAACCCCCUCUUCAAUUCCCCUAUUCCCAAUUUCCGGCAACAAUCCAACUUUCUCUCCCCGCCGCCUGCCUCUUGCUUUCUAUUUUUCAAAAUCAUCCUCCACCCAUCCAUUCAGAUCUCUUCCUCCUCUUCUUAUCUGGCUUCCUCAAUUUCUCUUCCUAUAGAUCGACAUCCCGAAGAAUAUCUAUCUCCUCUUGCCUCCUUCCUGGGAUCGCAAAUUAGACCCCCGAGGCUGACAUGGAUAAUAUAAUCGGCAAACUUCGAAACUUGGAUGCUUACCCUAAAAUUAAUGAGGAUUUCUACAGCCGCACGCUUUCCGGUGGCGUUAUCACGCUGGCCUCAUCCAUUCUCAUGCUAUUGCUAUUCAUAUCCGAGCUACGGUUAUAUCUCCAUGCUGUAACAGAAACCAAGCUCGUAGUUGAUACAUCUAGAGGAGAAACCCUUCGUAUCAAUUUUGAUGUUACGUUUCCUGCCCUUCCUUGUUCUUUAUUAAGUCUUGAUGCCAUGGACAUCAGUGGAGAGCAACACCUGGAUGUGAAACAUGACAUAAUCAAAAAAAGGUUGGACUCUCACGGCAAUGCUAUCGAAGCUAGACCGGAUGGGAUUGGUGCACCUAAGAUUGAAAAGCCCUUACAGAGACAUGGUGGCAGGCUUGAGCACAAUGAGACAUAUUGUGGUUCCUGCUUUGGAGCUGAAUCAGCAGAUGAUCAUUGUUGCAAUUCGUGUGAGGAAGUUCGUGAGGCUUAUCGAAAGAAAGGUUGGGCUUUGUCAAACCCAGAUUUGAUUGACCAGUGCAAAAGAGAAGGGUUUCUUCAACGGAUCAAAGAUGAGGAUGGUGAAGGAUGCAAUAUAUACGGGUUUUUGGAGGUUAAUAAGGUUGCUGGAAAUUUCCACUUCGCACCUGGGAAAAGUUUUCAACAGUCAAAUGUUCAUGUUCACGAUCUGUUGGCUUUCCAAAAGGAUAGCUUCAAUAUAAGUCACAAGAUUAACAGAUUAGCUUUUGGAGAAUAUUUCCCUGGCGUAGUGAAUCCUCUGGAUGGCGUGCAAUGGGAACAAGAAACACCAAGUGCAACAUACCAGUAUUUUAUCAAGGUUGUACCUACUGUUUACAAGGACGUUAGUGGGAAUACCAUCCAGACGAACCAGUUCUCUGUCACAGAACACGUAAGGACUGCGGAAGUUGGUCGACUUCAGUCACUUCCUGCAGUUUUCUUCUUCUACGAUCUUUCUCCUAUCAAGGUCACAUUCACUGAGGGGCAUGUGUCAUUCCUCCACUUCUUGACAAAUGUAUGCGCUAUAGUUGGAGGCAUCUUCACCGUCUCAGGAAUAUUAGAUUCAUUCAUAUACCAUGGUCAGAAAGUGAUCAAGAAGAAGAUGGAGAUUGGUAAGUUCAGCUGAUAGACGACAUAUUUAUUCGAGUUGUUGACGUUACAGAACCUGGCAACAAUUUCCAUCUCUGAUGAUGAAUGAUCAAAUCAAGAGAAUCAGAACGGUUAGUUCGUUGUAUUAGAUUAUGGUUGAAAUUUGUUGCCAUGAUUUUACUCGGUUGAGAAGUAGCUGAGCUCCCCAGCUCUGUUUCAUAUUUAAAAACAUUUGUUUACUUUUUUUUUUUUUUUUUUUUUUUUUUUAACUGUUGUCGUAAAUGUGAAUAUCCACAUGAAAGAGGUAAAGACAGGAUUCUCAUUAUUUAUUAGAUCCCAAUUUUUGACCAUAA
This is a messenger RNA of Cucumis melo (muskmelon), 1885 nucleotides long. RefSeq lists its product as uncharacterized. The record is from RefSeq and is a predicted model, not a curated record. NCBI's taxonomy places the organism in Eukaryota, Viridiplantae, Streptophyta, Magnoliopsida, Cucurbitales, Cucurbitaceae. The coding region runs from base 409 to 1569 and encodes 386 amino acids. Gene Ontology annotation, cellular component: endoplasmic reticulum; COPII-coated ER to Golgi transport vesicle. The transcript has 13 exons.